This is a messenger RNA of Brassica napus (rape), 1042 nucleotides long. RefSeq names its product EPIDERMAL PATTERNING FACTOR-like protein 1. The transcript has 2 exons. The coding region runs from base 449 to 799 and encodes 116 amino acids. Gene Ontology annotation, biological process: stomatal complex development; guard cell differentiation. NCBI's taxonomy places the organism in Eukaryota, Viridiplantae, Streptophyta, Magnoliopsida, Brassicales, Brassicaceae. The record is from RefSeq and is a predicted model, not a curated record.
UAUAAGCCUAAAAUGAACAAUGCAAAGGAGAUAACAAGUACUGUAUAAUAAAAUGAACAAAAUAAAAUGAAAUGAAAGAAAUGAGAGGAAAGAUUGAAGUGACACAUAGAAAGAAAGGCUAGUUUCUGAGCCUCUCCUCUGAUAUGUAUCCUCCUAUUCUGUCUUCCCCACUCUGUCUAGUUCCUUUCACAUUCCUCUCAGUUUACCAUUAUACCCCUUAUUUACAUCCCUCUCUCUUUCUCUAACCAUAAAUGCUUCUUCUUCUACUUUUUUUUUUUGGGUCUAAAUGUUAAUUCUUCUUCUACUUGUCUCUGUGUUUCUUAUCAUAGACUCUUGUUAUUUCCCUAGACCCAGCCUCUCUCUUUUGAUUUCAAAGUCUUCAAACUUUCUCUAGACUCACAUGAAAGUUUCUACUGUAUGGUGAUAACUCCUGAAUUCCAAAACCAACAUGUUCACUAUUUACAAUCCCACCCUGCUUCUCAUUCUCCUUGUUUUCAUCUCUCCACAAGUCUCAUCCUCUCUUCAACCUGUCCAGCUUCCAAGUUCUUCUCAAGUGGCUUUAGUAGAAGUUAAAGCGAGGCUAGGUUCUAGACCACCAAGCUGCCACAACAAAUGCAAUAGCUGCCAUCCUUGCAUGCCCACUCAAGUUCCCACUCUCCCUGGUCGCUCCCGAGUUGACCCCUUUGCCGGUGGAUUUGUACGGCCUCCUUCCUCACUAACCACCGUUCUUGGUCAAUAUUCUAACUACAAACCCAUGGACUGGAAAUGCCACUGCAAUGGUCAUUUUUAUAACCCUUAAAUCUCCAUCAUCCUCUGGUUUUGUUAUUUUUUUAGUUACUUAAAAUUGAUUUUGAAUUAUUGAGAGUAGAAAUGUCCUUUGGAUUCUUUGUAAAUCUAAGGCUCAGUUUGUAUAUUAUCAAAAGUUCUUGAUAAUUGCACUUGCAGAGAGAUGUAAUUGCGGCAUUCAUAUCUUUCAACAUUUUUUUGGUUUUUUUUUUUAAUUGAAUUUACUAAUAUAAAGUCUGUCUUCUUGAUUCCUUAA